Messenger RNA from Lodderomyces parapsilosis, 429 nucleotides. RefSeq lists its product as uncharacterized. NCBI's taxonomy places the organism in Eukaryota, Fungi, Ascomycota, Pichiomycetes, Serinales, Debaryomycetaceae. The transcript has a single exon. The record is from RefSeq and is a predicted model, not a curated record. Bases 1 to 429 code for a protein of 142 amino acids.
AUGUCGUCAACAACAUCACUCACAACGGACCUGCAAGUGACCUUCCAGUACUGUAAUGAAGCGGUCUUGGAGCUACAUUGCUCGCCAUUUGGUUUAAGUGGUAUAUAUAUUAGAAUUGCUGAGGCAGCAAUUAUGGGUAUUGGAUCCACCUUGGGUCUGAUUACAGGAAGUACUCGCGGGUUAAUACAUUACAAUCAUGCCAGCGAUCUACAGGACCAAAAGUAUAAGCUUUACGUGGUUAUAGAUGAGGAGGGAAUGUUACGGAUUGACUUUACUAAAAUCACAAUCCAGGAGAACGAGUCUGAGAAUGGGAACAAAGGUGACGAUGAGGAGCAAUUACCAGAUUUGAUUUUCAAAGGUCCCUGUCCAGAAGGACGACCCGAUAAUGUAGAACCUUUUAUAGGGAUAUUUAGCUUUGAAAAAGAAUAG